Molecule: messenger RNA, 3262 nt
Organism: Phyllopteryx taeniolatus (common seadragon)
Lineage: Eukaryota; Metazoa; Chordata; Actinopteri; Syngnathiformes; Syngnathidae
Gene: rnpepl1
Product: arginyl aminopeptidase like 1
Exons: 13
Coding region: 532-2604 (690 amino acids)
Biological process (GO): proteolysis
Molecular function (GO): metalloaminopeptidase activity; zinc ion binding
Source: RefSeq, a predicted model, not a curated record
AUAGUAAACACAAAACGCGAUGCUGCGUUUGUGUAAAAAGAAAUUCUAAACGAAAGAACCGAGUGUUUGCGGAUAACCAUGACGACGCCCUUUGAACCGGCUCUUGCGCGCCCCCUCGCGCUCACGACAAAGUUAUUGUGCUCUUUUUACUUCCUGUUUGCUGGCUCAGCAGGCUCGAAGUGUCCCGAACGUUCCGAAGCCUAAAGAGCGGAACCGAAAGAAGCGACACCGGAACUGACCGACGGCCGGUUCUACCGGACCGGACCGCAUGUUUGAGUGAAGCCUACCGAGGACCGCGCGGACUUUGUUUGCGUGCUCACGAUGCUAACGUCACCCGACGUGUCAAUCAUCUUCUCGACAUGUUCGCACACAAGACUAAAAAGCCUCCCAAGUCGACUUCCGGUUCGUGUUCUGCGCUUAGGUUCUGUUGUGAAGUGGACUUUUGGCUUGCGUGUCCGGCAUCAGGUUGCGUUGCGUUUGGACUUUCUGCUUCCGGUUGACUUGACGCUCCUUUGAUGACGUUCGUGUGCCAUGUCUGCUCCCGCUCGUGCCACGCCCUUGCCCACGCCCAGAGCGCCCUCGCCCGCCUCGCUGUGCUGCUGCCGCAAGUCUCCUUCCGCAGGGGGACGCUGCGCGGGGGAGUCCCCCGCCGCCGCCGACGGCGGGUCUGGGCGGCGCCCGCCCGCGGACGUGGCGUCGGCGUCCAACUUGGUGGACUUCCGUCUGCGUCACUUCCACUUGGACCUGCGCGUCAACUUUGCGCUGAAGGAGAUGAGCGGCUGGCUGGUUCUGGACCUGGUGCCCUUGGUCGCGGGAGUCCGGACCCUGGUGCUGGACGCGCACCCGUCCCUGCUGGUCCACGCCGUGGACUGCGAGACGAGCGACGGCCGGGAGCCCGCCUGCCUCGCCUUCCGCCUGGAACCCUUCGCGGACUUUGGUUCCUCCCUCAACGUCGACCUUCCUGACCCCGUUGAGGCCGGGACGCACGUGCGGGUCACUGUCAGGUACACGGCCACCGACGGGCCCGCGAUGUGGUGGUUGGACUCUGAGCUGACGUGCGGUCAAGAUCGCCCUCUGGUCUUCACUCAGGGUCAUUCUGUGUCCAAUCGUUCCUUCUUCCCGUGCUUCGACUCUCCGGCCGUCAAGAGCACGUACACGGCGGCCGUUCGUGUUCCGGACGACGUGACGGUUCUGAUGAGCGCGUCCCGUAGUUGGUACUCCAAAGCAGAGCGCGUGUUCCACUUUUCCAUGGACGCGCCGGUGCCUGCCUACCUGGUGGCGCUGGUGGCGGGAAACCUCCAGCACGUGGACGUCGGACCCAGGAGCCGCGUGUGGGCCGAGCCGUGUCUGCUGUCGUGCGCCGCCAAGAAGCUAGGCGGCAGCGUGGAGCGAUGGCUGACCGUAGCGGAGGGACUCUUCGGACCGUACCUGUGGGGGAGGUGCGACCUGGUCUUCCUGCCGCCGGCGUUCCCCAUUGUGGCCAUGGAGAACCCGUGCCUGACGUUCAUCAUCGCGUCCAUCCUGGAGAGCAGCGACUUCCUUCUGAUCGACGUGGUCCACGAGAUCGCGCACGCCUGGUUCGGCAACGCCGUCACCAACGCCACCUGGGAGGAAAUGUGGCUGAGCGAAGGCCUCGCCACGUACGCGCAGCGUAGGAUCACCACUGAGGCCUACGGUGCUGCGUUCACGUGUCUGGAAAGUGCCGUACGAUUGGACGCUCUGCACAGACAGCUGCGACUGCUCGGCGACAGCAACCCAGUCAGUCGUCUACAAGUCAAACUGGAGCCCGGCGUGAACCCGAGCACGUUGAUGAAUCUUUUCACGUACGAGAAAGGUUUCUGCUUCGUGUCGUACUUGUCGUCGCUGUGCGGGGACGUCAGACGCUUUGACGGAUUCCUGCGGGACUACAUCAGCCAGUUCAAGUUCCAGAGCGUGGUGACUCAGGACUUCCUGGACUUGUUCCUGGCGACCUUUCCCAAGGCGGCGCAGGAGGAAGGUGUGGAUUUCCAGCGCUGGCUGACUGGCUGCGGGGCGCCGCCGUGCGAACCGGAUCUGUCGGCGGGCGGCACGCUGACCGGGCCAGUCCGGGACCUGAUCCGCGUGUGGACCCGCGGGUGCGCCCCUGAGCCGCAGGAGGAGGCGGCCGCCACGGCGGACGUGGCGGGUUGGAGCACCUUCCAGGUGGUUCUGUUUCUGGACUGCAUGCUGGACCACACCCCCCUGACGCACGAGGUGAUGUCUCGCCUGCGCGCGUGUUACGCGUCGCUGUUGGACGGGCUGAACGCGGAGGUUCAAGUGCGCUGGCUGCAGAUGGUCGUCAGGAGCCUCUUCUACCCCGACCUGCCCCGACUCAACGACUUCCUACGAAAACACACGUCACGCAUGUACACGGUGCCCCUGUACGAGGACCUGGCGACGGGCGCCAUGCACGGCGUGGCCGUGGAGGCGUUCCAGCAGACUCGGCAACGUCUGCACCCCAACCUCCGACGAACGCUGCAGCAAAUCCUCUCGCAGGGGCAACAGGACGCGCACGCGCGCCUCACGCCGCUGCGGCCCCCCGACGCCGACGCCGUCUCUUUGCGAGACGUCAACGUGUCGGCAUGAGGAAGACCGAGACUUCCCGCUCGCAGGCCAAAAUCAACAAACGAGAUCGUGAAGACGACAAACAAAAACAACACUUUGUUUUCUCUCUGUUCCCUUUUUCUUGUUUCUUUUCCAUCUUGUUGUUCUUACAUUUUCUGUAGCUCAUUUGGGCGCCUUAUCCCGAUUCUUUGUCAGUUUGAAUGCCCUGGUGCAGCUUUUUGUGUGAGAGUGUAAAUGUGCCUUGUCAACGGCGUGCGUUGUGGUUGUCAGGCUGCGCGGACGUGAAGCGCGCGUCGUGGGCCGGCUCGGGUUUGUGCGAGCGUCGCAAGCGGGUCGGGAAGAAGUGCCAGCGCCACCGCCAGCUGCGCUUCGCAUCAAUACAUGGACUCGAACACGACCGGUACACUGGGCGGGUGUGAUUGGGGCAGACGGCGAUGCAUUCGCUGUAGCUGGGAGUAGUCUGUCCCGGUGAACUUUGACUCCAAGCGCAGGUGCUGCCGCAAUCCCAUAAUAGUCCUAACAGUCGGCUUCCGUGAAGUGUAGCCUCAAUUGAGCCUUCUUCAUUCUGCUCACGCUUGAUUGCUGCAAAGAAAUGGCAAAUUCCCAGGUGUCUUUGAACGCAUCUUCACGAGUAGCAAAGGGAAAGUGUAUUUUGUGCAAAUAAAAAUUCAAAACAAAA